Molecule: messenger RNA, 456 nt
Organism: Drosophila serrata
Lineage: Eukaryota; Metazoa; Arthropoda; Insecta; Diptera; Drosophilidae
Source: RefSeq, a predicted model, not a curated record
UGGCUCACAGAGUUCAUAGCCAGCACUCUCGUGCAAAGAAAAUAAAAUAAAAAUUGCUUCUAAGAAGUCUAAAUAAAUGUUAUAAAAUAUUUGAAAAGCUAAAAAGUCAGAAAGCGAACUAAGUGCAACAUGGCAUCAGAGGAAAAUGGAGAGGUUUAUACGGAGGAUGAGGCAAACGAGGCCAUGUCCUUGAUCCAGGAGCACGAGCUGCCCAUGUCGGAUCUGCACUAUGCCCUCAAGUAUGUUCGUAUCCUGCAUCAGGGACAUGAUCCGCAGGAUCCUCAAAAGGAAGUGGAAAAAGUGCCAGAGGUAUCACCACCAGAAUUCGAUGGUGAUUACGAGGAGACCCUUGAAAGAUUCCUAAUUCGGGAUGUUGAAUAGUUUUCAUUGAAAAUGUGUUGUAGAUAUUAAAUAGAAUAUAGAGAUUUCUCAACCUUUCCUGUAAAAUAUAAAUUU